Insectozyma verbasci is the source of this 1428-nucleotide messenger RNA. The record is from the annotation of a GenBank genome assembly. Lineage: Eukaryota; Fungi; Ascomycota; Pichiomycetes; Serinales; Debaryomycetaceae.
AUGUCUAUUGAGAAUCAAGACAUACCAUCUUCAUCUAAUUCACCACCUAUACUAGAGGAGCCACAAUUUCAAAAUAUCGUACAUGAAGUAGAAUUUGAAGGUGAAGUUUUAGUCAUUGAUUCAACAAAUUGGAGAAAUUCAACUUUAUUAAAAUUACAGAUUUUAUCUGGAUUUUCAGUAUUUAUAUUGUUUGGUCUAGCUGAACAAACUCUAGGUACUCUAUUACCUAAAUUACAAGAUUAUUAUAAAAUAAAUGAUCUACAUAUAAGUUUUGUAUUUCUUGUUUCUACCUCGGGGUAUUUAACUUUGGCUGCAAUUAAUAAUAUAACGCAUGAUGCUUUGGGUAUUAGAGGUGUAGCUAUAUUGGGAAGUGUAGCAAUGACGAUCUGUUACUUGGUUGUGUCUACUAAACCACCAUUUAUAUCAUUAUUAUUAGUCUAUUUUUUGAACGGUAUUGGAUUUGGUUCAUUAGAUGCUUCGCUCAAUACGUGGAUGGGUAAUUUACAUGAUUCUAAUCAAUUAUUAGGUAUACUACAUGGAUGUUAUGGUAUUGGAUCUUUAGUAUCGCCAAGUUUAAUUACUUACUUAUUAGAAAGAAAAAAAAACCCAUGGCAUUGGAACGAUUAUUAUAUUAUUUUAGCAAUUGUAGGUGGGUUUAAUAUCAUUAUAAUAGCAUAUUUAUUCAGAUAUGAGACUCCAAAAAAGUAUAAAUAUACUUCAAUAAUGAAACAUCAAAAGGAAACAAUACAAUUGAGUAAUUUAAAAGAUGACGAUCAAAUUACUGAAACAGAAAUUGAAAUUCCACAUAAUGCAUCGAUCAAAGAAGCUUUGAAAUCAAAAAUUGUGUGGGCGUUUUCAUUAAUUUUGUUUAUUUACGUUGGAGGAGAAAUGCUGACGGGUCAAUGGCUUGUUUCUUAUUAUUUAAGAAUCAAAGAUUGGACAUAUAAAUCGAGUUCCCAUUUAUCUACAACAUUUUGGACUGGGUUAACAGUUGGUAGAAUAUUACUCGGUUUUGCUACUGUACAUUUUUUCAAUAAUGAAUUAACUGCAAAUCUAAUUUAUAUAUUGACAAGUUUUAUAGGAUCUUUUGCAUUUUGGCUACUAACGUAUACAAAUGUAGUAAUUCCAAUCUUCAUAUUAAUGUUUUUCCUUGGAUGUGUUGUUGGACCAAUAUUUCCAACUACUAUUGUUGCAUCAGUUAAUGUAUUACCAGCAAAAUACCAAACAAUUGGAGUUGGUUUCAUAUGUGCAUUUGGUGGUGCUGGAGCAGCAGGUAUUCCAUUCCUUGUUGGAUUAAUUGCAGAAUCAAGUGAUAGUGGAUUGAAAAUGUUUCCAAUUUUCGUUAUGAUUAUAUUUGGAAUUUUAUUAAUAAUGUGGGCAUUUAUAACGAAAUAUUAUUCAAAAUCGUAUAAAGUAAAUAGACUAUAA